Messenger RNA from Xenopus laevis (African clawed frog), 2846 nucleotides. RefSeq names its product DEP domain containing 1B L homeolog (gene depdc1b.L). The record is from RefSeq and is a predicted model, not a curated record. Bases 198 to 1787 code for a protein of 529 amino acids. Gene Ontology annotation, molecular function: GTPase activator activity. Gene Ontology annotation, biological process: signal transduction; positive regulation of Wnt signaling pathway; intracellular signal transduction. The transcript has 11 exons. Lineage: Eukaryota; Metazoa; Chordata; Amphibia; Anura; Pipidae.
CUGUCUCACCGCUCCGGUCACGUGCCCCGCGCGACAGCCAAUUGGAAGUGUGCAAGCAACAGGUACGCGAUUCAAACUGCAGUCGUAGCCAGGAGACGUGGUAGAGACACAGGGCUACGAGGCCCCGCAGCGCAUUCCGACUUGGGGACCGGGGCACCCCCCGAGCGCAUUAACUCACUAGCAAGUCCCGCAGCAGCAUGGAGCACCGCAUUAUCGGACCGGGACCUUACAGAGCCACUAAACUGUGGAAUGAAACGAUUGAGCUGUUUCGUGCUGGAAUGCCACAAAAAAGGCACCGGGUUCACUUCAAAAUCUACGAGAGGUGCUUUACUGCAACAGAGGCCGUCAACUUCUUGCAUGAUCUGCUGCAGUGCAACCAGAACUUUGGCCCAGAUGUCACCCGCACCCAAACCGUCCAGCUGCUGAAAAAGUUCCAGAAAAACCACGUUAUUGAGGAUGUGAAAGGGAGAUGGGGCAAGGAAGACUUUGAAGAUAAUGGCUGCCUAUACAGAUUUCCGCCAACGUCCCCGCUGAAACCCUACCCAAAAAGACCCCCCUGCAGAACUGAUCCCAUUCCUUUUCCACAGUGGAAUGAUCAGGGGUCGCUGACAUCUCAGAUGCAAAUACAUGGGAAAUCUAUCGAUCUGAACUCUGAAGCAUGGUACAAGCGCCACAGCAUAGCAAUCGGGGAGGUGCCCAUGUGUCGUUUAGUUAAGAGGAGGGAAUUAACAGCAGCUCAUAUUGAGGAAAUUUGGAAAUCAAGAACUCUGCUCCAUCUAAAGAAAAUCCUAGGACUUGAUUCCCUGAACGACGUAAUGGACACAAAAAGGGUGGAGGCAAAGCAUAUAUUGCACAACAUCUACAACACUAAUAAGCAGGGGAUUGUGGUGUUGGACGACAGAUCAAAAGAGCUCCCUCACUGGCUGCUCUCCGCCAUGAAAUGCUUGGCAAACUGGCCAAACUGUUCGGACUGGAACCAACCAAUGUAUUUGGGAUUCGAGAGAGAUGUCUUCAGAACAAUUGUGGAUUAUCUCAGUUUCCUGAAGGAGCCGCUUCUCACUUUCCAUCUCUUUGAUGUUUUUGUCAAUGCUCUGGGCCUUCUGCAGAAAAAGCGCAUUGCAAUUGAAGCACUUCAGAUCUGCUGCCUGCUCCUGCCUCCAGAAAAUCGAAGAAAGCUGCAGCUCCUAAUGAGGAUGAUGGCAAAAAUAAGCCUGAACAGAGAAAUGCCACCUCUGUGUGAUUCCACUGGCAACCGGGCGCUGAUGGUACAGACAUUUUCUCGCUGUAUCCUUCGUUCCAAGGAUGAAGUGGACUUAGGUGAACUUCUCUCCACCAAACUGGUGACUUUCAUGAUGGAUAAUGCUCCUGAUAUUCUCACUGUACCCAUAACAUUAAAGAACACAGUGGAAGAUUAUGUUGCCCAUCAGCGAAGAGUUCAGAUCAAGUACCCAGGAUCUGACAUGGAGACCACCCUUAACCCCACCUUUGUCCAGCCGCAGACCCCAGCCCAAGAGUAUGAAUACCAGAAGUUAAGCCGACCUCAAGAUCCACUGAAGGUUCUUCUGGAGGAAAUUAUAUCCAAUAAGCAAAUCUCUGUAAAGGAAAAGAAGAAGCGACUUAAACAGUUCCAGAGAUCCCACCCAGAAGUAUACAAACAACGCUUUCCAACCCCUGACAGCGAAGCAGCACUUUUGCCCGAGAGACCAAGCUUAAAGUCGCAACUCUCAUUUUUCACUCUGAAACGACCUUUCCAGUCAUUUCAAAGGACCCGCAGCUUUCGGAUGUAACUGCAGUUAUUUGCCCUUGUUGAGGCUCAACUGUCACUUUGACAGGAUGAUAGUGAUUGUCUUUAGCGGACGGCCGCUUACAACUUCCUGAACCCGAGACACUGGAUUUUACCCCAAACCUUUAUCAGUAUUGUGCACAUAAGAGUGUAAUAGGUCAGUUAUGUUCGGUGAUGUAUGUGUGGAGCUGACUGGAUGCCUGUGCUGUGGAGUUCACAUGUGCACAAAAAAUGUGAGUUUGUAUUCGGAACAUUUCAGAUCUUACACGUGUGUUUUAAAUCAUGUACAUACUUGAAUUACGUCGAAACACUGAAAAUUCUAUGUUUGUAGCGUUUUACUAUCCUGUUUCAAAAAUGAACAUGCGGUUAAUUUUAUAUAUUUUACUGGCAACUUUUUUUUUUUUUUUUAAUGGAAAUUCAUGUUUUUUUAAUGAGUAGAGUGUAAUUGCCUAAAGUGACGCUGGCUUAUUGACAAAUAAGGAUAUGUAAUAAGCCUUUUUUAUAGGCUGUUUGUCUUAAGAAAUAUCUUCUGAUUUAGUAAGUCUUGUUUCACCUUAUAGAUAGGAUUCUGGGAGUUCUGAUCACUGGAGGGCUGCAGGCUGGUCACUGCUUUUAUAUAUAUAUAUAUAUAUAUAUAUAUAUAUAUAUAUAUAUAUAUAUAUAUAUAUAUAUAUAUAUAUAUAUAUAUAUAUAUAUAUAUAUAUUGAUAAAAAAAUUUUUUCUUUAACGUAAUUUCGCCCCAAAAAUAUUGUUGUUUACAUUGAGAUAAGUGGCAGCUCAAUUUCCUUGUGUUUAAUGAGUAGGUAUUAGUCCCGAUUUUCACUGGUACAGCCAUUUGUCCAGCUGUGUGUACUCACUGUCCCCAAGAGGCUGUACAUAUUCUUAUGAGCUUGCACUUUAACAUAGUUUCUGAUUUAUUAUGAAAAAAAAAAAAAUUCAUACGGAAUAAGGGGCUGUUCUAAUUGUUCUGUAUGUACACAUGCACCUCUGUGUGUUGUGUAUUGACAUUCCUGUGUUUUUCCUUUUAUUGGUCCAUUGAUAUUCCUGUCUUUUACCUGCAACA